Messenger RNA from Cylindrotheca closterium, 564 nucleotides. The record is from the annotation of a GenBank genome assembly. NCBI's taxonomy places the organism in Eukaryota, Bacillariophyta, Bacillariophyceae, Bacillariales, Bacillariaceae.
AUGAUUCAGCAGAGGACAACCUUGUUUGCUCAGGUUGACGAGAUCAUGACUGACGUAUGUCACCCAACCCGUCGACACAUGAUCCUGGGUGGACUUGCAGCAACACUUGUUGCCACCACUUCAUCGUUACCAGCUGAAGCCAAGUAUGGGACUUCUACAAAUAUGGAAAUGCCAAACUACAUUGAAUACUUGAUUGAAAAGAAUGAAGCGGGAGGAAACCCAGAACAAGCGCUCUACAAAGGAGCCGACCCGACCGUCUUGCUGAAACGUCUUCAGGAAGCCAACAAGCGACUGGCGGAGAUUCCAACCUUGACCGAAGAAAAAAAAUGGUCACAAAUUCAAGGUCUCAUCACUGGACCACUUGGGACUUUGGGAGUAACCAUCAAUCAAAUUGCUACUACUGAUUCUCCAGCGAAUGUGAAGGAUGCUGCCAAGAAGGUAAAGGGGGAUGUGAUUGCCAUCGGACAAGCGGCUGCCAAGAAAAGCGGACCCGCCUGUACCGAUGCAUCCCGCCUAGCCUCACGUGACUUGGAACAAUUUGUAAAAUUGGCAUUUGAGCUGUGA